Molecule: messenger RNA, 1392 nt
Organism: Episyrphus balteatus (marmalade hoverfly)
Lineage: Eukaryota; Metazoa; Arthropoda; Insecta; Diptera; Syrphidae
Exons: 2
Coding region: 1-1392 (463 amino acids)
Source: RefSeq, a predicted model, not a curated record
AUGAUCAAAGGAAUUGUGCUGGCUUUAGGACUUUUUGUGUCUAGCGGAUUUGUGGAAGCUGUUCCGUAUGGCCACUAUGGUGGAGGUGGAGCUGCAGCGAGUGCAAGUGCAAGCUCCUCAGCAUCAGCGAGCAGCUAUGGUGGCGGCAGUGGAUAUGGAAGUGGAGGAUGUAAUGGUGGAUGCGGCGGUGGAGGUGGUGGUGGUGUUGAAAGUGGUUUUGGGGCAGGGCUAUCUCUUGGAUUGAAAAAGGAUGUUAAUAUUGGUCUUGGUGGAAACGGUGGUUUACUUGGUACAGGCCUACUCAGUGGAGGUGGCGGUGGUCUCCUUCGUAGUGGUGGAGUUCUUGGUACAGGCUUAAUGAAAGAUGGAGAAGAAGGAUCUAGAUCUGGCGGUGAUAACGGUGGUAUGCUUGGUAGUGGUGGACUUCUUGGCACAGGCCUAAUGAAGGGAGGAUUAGGAGGAGUAGGGUCUAGUGGUGACACUGGCCUUCUAGGUAGUGGAGGACUUCUCGGAACGGGUUUAAUGAAGGGAGGAAGGGUUUCGGGGUCGAGUUACAGCUGUGGCGAACUUGGCGGUGGAUGUGGUGGCGGCGGUGGAGGUGGUGCUGGUGCAGGUCACGGAAAUUACGGAGGAGGUGGUGGCGGAAGUGGAAGUGCAGCAUUAGCAGGUGCAAGUGCAAUAUCUGCAGCAUCUGCAAAUAGCUUUGGUGGCGGUGGACAUAAUGGAGUUGAAGGAUGUGGUACAGGCAGUGAUUGUAGUGGAGAUGAUUUUGGUGCUGGAAAUGGAUAUGGAGGAGGUGCUGGUGGUUCUGGUGGUGGAUUUGGAGGUCAUGGUGUUUCUGGGGGAUAUGGAUCCGGAGGAUAUGGUGGAUCUGGAGGACAUGGAGGAUCUGAUGGAGGACGAGGAAGUGGCGGUAACGGGGGAGGUACUGGUGGAAGUGCAGCUUUAGCGAGUGCAAACGCAAUCUCUGUAGCAUCUGCAAACAGUUUUGGUAGUAAUGGUGGACAUAAUGGCGGUGGAGGUUGCGAUGGUAACGGUGGAUGUGGUGGAAGUGAUGGAGGUAGUGGUAUUGGUGGUGGUGUUGGCGGUGGAGUUGGUGUUGGAUUGUCUCUUGGAUUGAAAAAAGAUGUAAAUGUUGGGCUUGGUGGAAAAGGUGGUUUAUUUGGCACAAGUUUACUAAGUGGUGGUGGCGGUGGCUUCCUUAGCAGUGGUGGAGCUCUUGGUACAGGUUUAAUGAAGGAAGGAGAAGAAGUUCCCGGUGCAAGUGGUGGUUGUGAUAAAACUGAUGGUCACGGAGGUGGUUCCGGUGGCCAUGGAGCACAUUCUGGUGCUUCUGCUUCAGCUUCUGCAUCAGCUUCUGCAAAAAGUAGUAGCUACGGAUACGGAAAGUAA